GAGGCAAGGGAAGCCAACGGCCAUGGCCAUCUCCACUCUAUCCGUUGCGGCCUCGAACCCCCGCCUUCUAUCCCCGCUUUCCAAACCCAGCAAACCCGUUGCCUUCUUUGCUAAAAACGUUGCAUUUCCCCUCUCAUCUUCUUCUCUCUCUAGCCAGGACUCAGGAGGGGAGGCCGCCUCCUCUUCCACCGCCGGUCUGGGAUCCAUCCCUGUGUGCAGGAGGAGGCUGUUCGAAGUGGGAAUUGGGCUUUUGGCGUCGUUUUCGGUGGAUCUGGAUGCCAAGGCGACGAGAAUCGAGUACUACGCCACUGUUGGGGAGCCCCUAUGUGACAUGAGCUUCGCAAAGUCUGGCCUUGGCUACUGCGACGUCGCAGUCGGGACCGGUGUCCAGCCUCCGCGGGGAGAGCUUAUCAAUAUUCAUUACACUGCAAGAUUUGAUGAUGGUACAGUAUUUGAUAGUAGCUAUAAGCGUGGGAGACCACUCACUUUGCGUAUCGGUGUGGGCAAGGUCUUACCAGGAUUGGAUCAGGGGAUUUUAGGUGGUGGUGGUGUACCUCCAAUGCUUGUUGGGGGAAAACGCAAACUUCUCAUACCGCCAAAGUUGGGAUAUGGUCCUGAACCAGUUGGUUGCUUUUCAGGUCAGCUACAAGAGACUGCAACAUCCCAGGUAAUUCAACACUUCUCUAUGACAUUCUUUUUGUCGGAAUCUACAAGUGAACAUCACCAUUGAUAAGCUUGCGGCAUUCGGUGGACGAAGAGAUCACAUCAAUGAUUAAACAGUGAGAAAGAGAUCACAUCAAUGAUUAAACACACAUCAUUGCUGAUGCUGACAGUUCGAAAGCAGAGUGAGAACCACUGUCUGAAAAGCAGAGGACUACUUGAUGCUUGAACAAUGGAUGGUUUGAACAUAACAAUCAGUACUUACUGCCAUGUGUGUUACUGAGAAGCACAAAAUUUUCAUGUCAGAAUUAAAUUCUUGCUACCUAGUACAGGCAGAAGAAUCAGCACUAUUCUCUCCUUUUCUAUCAUCUGAAUCCUGAGAUCCAUCUUGUAUGUAUGUGUAGAGCUAUUGGAUUCUUAUAUUUUAUGUUGUAUCCAUGCUUUUCUAAGGAACUUGUGGGUGGAAAAGAGGAGGCUUCAUGCUGGAACC
Elaeis guineensis (African oil palm) is the source of this 1150-nucleotide messenger RNA. NCBI's taxonomy places the organism in Eukaryota, Viridiplantae, Streptophyta, Magnoliopsida, Arecales, Arecaceae. The record is from RefSeq and is a predicted model, not a curated record.